This is a messenger RNA of Pyrus x bretschneideri (Chinese white pear), 488 nucleotides long. RefSeq lists its product as uncharacterized. NCBI's taxonomy places the organism in Eukaryota, Viridiplantae, Streptophyta, Magnoliopsida, Rosales, Rosaceae. The transcript has a single exon. The record is from RefSeq and is a predicted model, not a curated record. Bases 75 to 347 code for a protein of 90 amino acids.
UCUUGUUCAUCAAACGCUUAAAACAUUCACAAUCACUACUACAGGAGUUCAGAAGAUCAAAGAGAAAAGAAAUCAUGAGUUCAUCAAGUGCGAGCAAGGCUAUAGUGGCAGCAAGUGUUGGAGUUGUAGAGGCACUCAAGGACCAAGGGAUUUGCAGAUGGAACUCUGCUUUGAGAUAUGCAGGCCAGCAAGCCAAGAGCCAAGUGAGAUCAUUUUCUCAGGCCAACAACAAACUCUCUUCUCCUUCUGCUUCAGCUCUGAAUAAAGUGAGAGAUGAGAAGCUCAAGAAAUCAGAGGAGUCUUUGAGGACGGUCAUGUUUUUGAGCUGCUGGGGUCCCAACAACUAAUUGAAUGAUUCAUUCACAAAAACAAGAGCAAAGAUUAGGGUUGUAAAUUACGGCAACUAAUGAUGUUUGCUUGGGCCUAAUUGAUGUAAAUUUUGUUUCGUUGUAACAAUUACCAUAUAGAACAGAAAUUGUUGCUGAGAA